Myxocyprinus asiaticus (Chinese sucker) is the source of this 3607-nucleotide messenger RNA. RefSeq names its product zinc finger protein 62 homolog. The transcript is spliced from 2 exons. Bases 134 to 1585 code for a protein of 483 amino acids. Gene Ontology annotation, biological process: regulation of transcription by RNA polymerase II. The record is from RefSeq and is a predicted model, not a curated record. NCBI's taxonomy places the organism in Eukaryota, Metazoa, Chordata, Actinopteri, Cypriniformes, Catostomidae. Gene Ontology annotation, molecular function: RNA polymerase II transcription regulatory region sequence-specific DNA binding; DNA-binding transcription factor activity, RNA polymerase II-specific. Gene Ontology annotation, cellular component: nucleus.
AUUGCUUGAACUAAGUUCAGUAUCAACGCAUGGGAGUGAAACUUAAAGUCAAACUCAAGAUGAGUCUAGCCUGAACAUUUUGUGCGAUGUGUGUUCAUAAAUCUGCAAACUUUUGCUUUAAAUAUCCACAUCAAUGGGCAAGAACCCCAUUUUGUCCAAUGCAAAUUCCUCGAAUAGUGAGAAUUUGGAUUCAGUGGCUUGCAGAGGUGAUCAGACCUCUGUUAGGCCUAGACACGCACUGGAAACCUUAUCCAAACUUGCUCAAUUGAUCACUGGAUUUGAGCACAGAGCAAAACCCUUCAAGAGCUCUUCCUUCAUCUGCAAAGACUGCAGCCAGACGUUCUCUGACCUGAGCGGCCUUGUAUGUCACCAAAAAAGAGAUCACGCACUCCAAAAGCUCCAUCGCUGUCAGCACUGUGGACAAAAGUUUGCUUUGCUCUCUAGUUUGCAGUUACACAAAUGCCCUAGCGCUUCCUCCAUGUGCCAGGAGUGCAGAGGGAAACCUCAGUGGGAUUCCCCAUGCCCAACCUGUGGGACAGAGCCUUCAGGUCCACAUGGCAAUGAAAAGCAAGACUUUUAUCGUGAUAAAAGUCCCUAUGUGUGCACCCUAUGUGGCCUGGCAUUCGGCCACAAACAGGAGUUGCUGUACCACCAGCAGGCCGGAGGGUGUCAGCCCACCCCCCUCAGCCCGAAAGCCCUCACUAUUUCUCCUCCAGAUGCACCUUCCCACGCCUCCUCGCCUCCAUCACCAGCCUGCACCAGCUCGUCUCUCUCCGCAUGCACUUUGUGUCCCAGAACAUUUAAAUCUCCUGCAGGUCUUUCUAACCACCUGCGCAAUUUCCAUUCACCGAAAAAGUUGAAGAAAAAGAAGAAAGAUCUCACCUCAGAUACAACGUUUCCAUGCCGUACCUGUGACAAGGACUUCCCCCAAACGUCACUGCUGUACCUCCACAGGAAAGAGGAAAACCAGCGGGAGACCAUGGUGAGGAAACCACAGAGGAACGAUGUGAAGGCCACCAGGGGAAGGCAUAAAAGUGAUACGUAUCUAUGCCACCAUUGCGGAAAAGUCUUCCUGCACCAUUUGACGCUCUUGGAGCAUUUCCAGCAUUACAGGACUCACCAUCAGGCCCACCUCGCUCUCAGUGCCAAAUUGAUUAAAGCUUCCAGAGCUGGCAAACGUGGCAUCUCAAAUGCAGCUAAAGGUUGCAAACCUUCCAAGGAGUCCAAAUUCCUCAAAGAAGGUAAAUGUCGAGGAAGAGGCAGACCAAGGACAAAAAGUCAGCCAGUUUUGAAGGAUAGCAAGGAGGAGGUAACUGAUAAUGAUGAAGAUGACAGGUACCCUUGUGCAUCAUGUGAAGAGGUUUUUAGAACCCAAGCUGCUCUUAAAGCCCAUGAGAGCAUUCAUCCAGAAGUCGACACAUGUAAGCGCUGUAGUGUGUGUACAUGUGGGAUACCUCUCUCUCAAAUUCCAGAAGAAAAGAAUGUCUAUCACUGUGUGCCUUGUGCGGAGGCUUUUAUAGCUCUGGACACUUUUCUAGAGCACUGCCAGAAACAUCUAUGUGACAAAGAAUACGAUGAAGAUUAACUCAGUGAUGAGUAAGAGAUUGUCCUCCUUUUUAGGGCAUGAAAAUCCGACUGUACAGGUGCUUGAAAAUUUUUCAGAGUAUCAGGAACUUAAGAUUUCUCAGGCAUAUUUUGCUUUGUAUGAAUUGGCUAAACAUUAUAUACAUUAAAUAAUUUGCACCCAAGCCAAACUACCAUAGAAAAUAGUAGAGGCCUUUGAUAAUAAUGACUGAAAAUUCUGACUGUGCUUUUAUUUUGAUACAGGUACUUUAGAGGGAAAACCACUUCAGCUGAACACAUAAUUUGGAUGAAUGUUUUUACAAAAGCAAAUAUUAAACAGUGAAACUGUGAUUUUUAUUUUGUAUUAUUUAUUUUUGGACAAUGCCUUCCUGAAACAUGAUACCAGAAAAAUGUAAUGUGCUUGUUGCUGUCUGUCAAGUUGGGGGAUAUAAUAUCUGUGGAUCUGCAAGAUUUGGCAGCUGAAAUAUUUCAAAUGUGUCAUCAUUUACUAACUUUUGUGUUGUUCUAAACCUGUAUGACUUUCUUCCUUGAAACACUUAAGGAGGUAUGUGGCACUAUGUGUCUCAGUCACCAUUUAUUUUAAUUGCAUAGUUUUUUUUCCAUACAAUGAAAGCAAAUGGUGACUAAAGGCCUGGGUAUACUUACUUUUUCCGCAUUUGAAACCAACCCGGUCGACCGCGUUGCCCUUCAAAGUAUAUAGAAUGCAAAUGCGUUUGAUGCAUGCGCAGUAUGACUGCUUUGUGAUAUUCUUUUAGUACAAUAAACGGCAGGAACGUGCGCCGACACUGUGCGCGUUCCGAUUAGCAACGCGGACAACCAAAGGAUACUUUUAUACUUUGAAAAUCUGUCAAAAGUAUAACAUGUUAAAGGAAUAAUUCACCCCAAAAUGAAAAUUCUCUCACUAUUCACUUACCCUGAUGCCAUCCCAGAUGUGUAUGACUGUCUUUCUUCAGCAGAACACAAAUUAAGAUUUUUAGAAAAAUGUUGAAGCACUGUAGGUCCUUAUAAUGUAAGUAAACGGGUGCCAUCAGGCUGCUGGCUUUUUGACGGACCAAAAGGCAGAUUUAGGCAGCAUAAAAGUAAUCCACACGACUCCAGUCGAUCAAUUAAUGUCUUCUGAAGUAAAUCGAUAGGUUUGUGUAAAAAUAAAUUGAUAAUUAAAACUUAAUUAACUUGAAAAAAUUGCUUCCUGCCAGCAGUCACCGCAUCAGUCACGUGAGAAGUCGGAAGCACGCGCUUUCUACACAACAGAGGAAAGAAUGUCACGCAAGAGUUAGUUCAUUUCAAACAGAAAUACAGCACUGGGCAGAAGCAACAAUUUAAAGUUAAAAUGUUUUUAUUAUCAGUUUGUUUCUUACACCAACCUAUCGAUUUGCUUCAGAAGACGUUAAUUGAUUGACUGGAGUCGUGUGGAUUACUUUUAUGCUGCCUUUUGGACCGUCAAAUAGCCAGCAGCCUGAUAUAUAUACAGAGCUGAAAUAUUUUUCUAAAAAUCUUCAUUUGUGUUCUGCUGAAGAGAGAAAGUCAUACACAUCUGGGAUGGCAUCAGGGUAAGUGAAUAAUGAGAGAAUUUUCAUUUUUGGGUGAACUAUCCCUUUAAGUUCUAGAGGUAUUAGCCUAUAAUGACAUGUGUGAUUUUAUUGUAUGCUAUUAGACCAAAUAUUAUGCAAAUAAGAUUUAGUGUCUUCUUAAUUUUUUUGCAGUUUAGCGAAAAUCAAAAAUGAUUUGUGCACAUCAUAAUGACCCUUGACAGUAGCGGAUUUAGGCAUGGGCGACGUGCAGUUGCCCAGAGCGGCAUCUUGUGGGGGGGUGGCACAAGGCACCCACACAGACACUACACUCAAGGUGUUGGUCUGGCAGCUGGUGGGGAGCAUGGAGUUGUUGCGACUUUGGGCCAGUCGCACUCCUCCACGCUACCCACCAGCUCCCAGGAGUCACCCUGAAGCCCAAAUAGGCCUACCUGCUGCAUAUUUUACAUCUUUAAUACUUUAUCUACUUCCAAUAAAAACAAAUAUUGGAUCUA